Molecule: messenger RNA, 1374 nt
Organism: Jaminaea rosea
Lineage: Eukaryota; Fungi; Basidiomycota; Exobasidiomycetes; Microstromatales
Exons: 1
Coding region: 1-1374 (457 amino acids)
Source: RefSeq, a predicted model, not a curated record
AUGGUCACUCGGCCCUACGAGCCGGCACUGGGCGCAGAAUCUUACAGCUCAGAACGAGUCCUUUCGGAGAGCGUCAAGAUUCUCGCAGAUGUGAUCCAGGCAUGGAUCAAGACGUCGCCCAUGAGGGAGUCGCUCCGUAGAAAAGAGAGCAAGCGCGAGAAGGGAGCAAGGAAGAUAGGGGAGAGCGAGCAAGAUGCCAUCUGGCUCAAUGAGGGUCUCGCCCUCGCCACACUUGACAGCACCACCAGGCAAGAGGCUAUGCAGCGAUCGCUCCUUGAGCAUGGGGAGCCAACGACUCCACCGUCACGAUCUCCCAUCACCUCGCCCAGGCAGAGCAUCUCGGUACCAGCGACCCAUCGCACCCAGGACUCCAUUGCGUCCACAAUCUCUCAACGAAGCAUCGCUAACACAAGCGCAAGCACGCCAGAGUCUAUCACCCGGCCUCAGACGCCACGCAUUGAGAUCUCUGCGCCGGAUUUCUUCGGCUCAUCGGCGUCUACAUCUGCGCCACCAGAAGUUCUCCAAGCCGCUAUCGAGCGCGUUGGCCAGCAGCAGGAUGCCGUCGAGGCCGAGAUCAACCAAUGGAUGAGCAAAGCCACCCUCUCUGAGUUCACUCGCCCUCGCCCUCCCAGCACUCCAGGCUCGCCUACGGUCGGACGAGCAGGAGCUGCGGCAUCCUCUCCUACAUCUUCACCGAUGUCGUCGCCAUCUAUGUCCCCCAUGUCCUCACCGACGCCGGCCUCGGCCUCAUCUGCUCCGCCCUCCCGCACCGCCAGUCCAGUCUACUUCAAGACUGGCUCCGCUCGCAAGACGGUCACCUUCUCCGAGCCUGCCGCAUUACCCUCGGUCAUGGCUCGUCCUUCUCCCUCGUAUCUACCUGCCUUUGCCCCUCACGUGCAGCUGUCCCCGUGCGCCUCUGAGGAAGAUCUUUUCUCGGAGGACACGGUAUCAGGGCCAAGAGGUAAGGUGCCCAGCUCUCCGGCCAAAUCGGUAGCUCCACUCUCAAUGCCUCCUCCCAUCAUUGCUCCCACGCCCGUCUCCUCUCGUGGCCAGCAGGGACUCAACAAUGCCGCGCCCAUGGCUCGAACCACGUCAAACACCUCGACGAAGAGCUUGCCUUCAUCCUCACCCACACUCUCACCCACCUCGCCGAGGACGUCGCAUUCGCACUCUCGCUCUCGCAACUCUUCGAAGCUUUCGCAGGAGGUUUCGCCCUCUGAGCUCGCGGGCGUCCUCGACACCGGCGCCGCUUCGAGUAGCAGCGGCCGCUCCUCCAAGAGCACAUCGCCGGUCAGCUCCUUCAGCGAUUUGAGGCAGGCGCUACGAUCGUCCUUCAAACCCAAAGGCUCCAAAGCAAAAGUCUCGCCCGUUUGA